Molecule: messenger RNA, 2113 nt
Organism: Zonotrichia leucophrys gambelii
Lineage: Eukaryota; Metazoa; Chordata; Aves; Passeriformes; Passerellidae
Gene: TGDS
Product: TDP-glucose 4,6-dehydratase
Exons: 12
Coding region: 127-1200 (357 amino acids)
Biological process (GO): nucleotide-sugar metabolic process
Molecular function (GO): dTDP-glucose 4,6-dehydratase activity
Source: RefSeq, a predicted model, not a curated record
AAGGCGAUCUUUCAGUGAGCCUCUUGCAGGCGCUGCGACUCUGCCCGUGAAGCCCACGGGCCCGCGCCGCUCACGCGCAGCCGUGGGGGACAGGGAGUGAGGGGCCGGUGCCGUAAAGCGCGGACGAUGUCGGGGCGGGCGGGCCCCGUGGCGCCGCCGCCGUUCGAGAAGCGGGUCCUGGUGACGGGCGGCGCCGGCUUCAUUGCUUCACAUGUAGUCGUCUCUCUUGUGAAAAACUAUCCAAACUAUCUGAUUAUAAAUCUGGAUAAGCUCGACUACUGUGCAAGCUUGAAGAAUCUUGAAACUGUCUCUGGGAAGGAAAACUACAAGUUUAUCCAGGGGGAUAUUUGUGAACCUGAUUUUAUAAAGCAGCUCUUUGAAACUGAGAAAAUAGAUAUAGUGCUUCAUUUUGCAGCCCAAACACAUGUAGAUCUUUCAUUUUGGCAUGCCCUGGAAUUCACCUACGUGAAUGUUUAUGGCACCAAUGUGCUGGUUGCUGCUGCACAUGAAGCCAAUGUGGAGAAAUUUGUCUAUGUUAGUACAGAUGAAGUAUAUGGAGGUAGCACUGAUGAGGAAUUUGAUGAAUCCUCACCAAAACGUCCAACCAAUCCCUAUGCCUCCUCUAAAGCAGCUGCAGAGUGUUUUGUGCAGUCUUACUGGGAAAGGUACCAAUUCCCAGUUGUCAUCACACGGAGCAGUAAUGUUUAUGGACCACAUCAGUAUCCAGAAAAGGUUAUUCCAAAGUUUAUAUCUUUGUUGCAACAGAACAGAAAAUGCUGUAUUCAUGGUUCUGGACUUCAGAGAAGGAAUUUCCUUUAUGCAACUGAUGUAGUAGAAGCAUUCCUUACUGUCCUGAAGGAGGGGAAACCAGGUGAAAUUUAUAACAUUGGAACUAACUUUGAGAUGUCCAUUGCCCAGCUUGCUAAGGAGCUAAUUCAUUUAAUAAAGAAGACCAGUUCAGAGUCUGAAAUGGAACACUGGAUGGAUUAUGUCAAAGACAGGCCUACAAAUGACCUCAGAUACCCAAUGAGUUCAGAAAAAAUGCACAAUUUAGGCUGGAGACCCAAAGUGCCUUGGAAAGAAGGAAUAAUGAAAACAAUUGAAUGGUACAGAGACAAUUUCCACAACUGGAAAAACUCAGAGAAAGCUUUGGAGCCCUUUCCUGUGACAGACCCAUUUGCCCAGCUCAGUGGUCCAUAGCCUGGCACAGAACCUGAAGGAGUUUCUUCUACCUCAUAUGGUCUUUUCUUCAAAGCCUGCAAUCAAGUGGCCACGCUGCGCUCUUAAUGUAUUCAAGAUACAUGAACCAUGAUGAGUAAAGAACCACAGUGUGGCACAGCUUUGGAAUGGUUUCAGCACUUUAUAGGUUGAACCUCUUAGUUUCAGCUUUCGGUGCAAUACUCUAUUCUCACAAAGUAUUGAUUUUAAAAAACUGUAUGGAGUGAAGAAUAUUUAUAAUGUUAUAAAUUAAUGUACUGAAGUAAAAUCUGCCUUAUUAAGAAUAAUUAACUGUGAUUGCAGCUUUUGAGACUUGGAGUUAAAUUUGUUUUAGUACUGGAAUUAUUCAUCUGUAUUAGUUUGUUUUUACAGUGUAAUAUAUAUAUAAUUUUUGUCACUUCGAAGAAUUGGGUUUUAUUUUUAAUCAAGGGGAGAAAUUACCUAUUUUUUGGAGACUAUAAAUUGACAAAAGCUGGACACAGCACCUGUGUGGUUCCGUCCAUUUCUCUGCUGGUGCACUUUUAGCUUUUGUAGUUGACUGAUUACACUUACCUACACUAUAACUUUAAAUGCCCCUUUUAAGGGGAACAAGGGGGGAAUGAUGUCGAGAAGUAGUAGGUGCUCUCGCUGAGAUUUCCAGAAGUAUUUCCUUAAACUUUGUACUCCUUUGACUGUAUUACUGUCUAUUACAUGUUAACUCCUUUUUCUUAGUUGUAAUUGUAACAAACUUGAAAUACUGGAAUACAGUUAACAUUCCAAUGAUCUUAUUUCCUGUGAUAUGAAGGCUACUUAUGGAGGAAAUUUUUUAAAACUCUUCAUUUUCUGUGAAUUGUGGGUUGGCAGACCUUAAUCAAUGCAGUGUAUCAGCAUUUUUUCUAUAAUAAACAUUUGAAAG